This is a messenger RNA of Fonsecaea pedrosoi CBS 271.37, 1248 nucleotides long. RefSeq lists its product as uncharacterized. NCBI's taxonomy places the organism in Eukaryota, Fungi, Ascomycota, Eurotiomycetes, Chaetothyriales, Herpotrichiellaceae. Gene Ontology annotation, biological process: nuclear-transcribed mRNA poly(A) tail shortening; regulation of DNA-templated transcription. The transcript is spliced from 2 exons. Gene Ontology annotation, cellular component: P-body; CCR4-NOT core complex. Bases 1 to 1248 code for a protein of 415 amino acids. The record is from RefSeq and is a predicted model, not a curated record.
AUGAACUCGAGGGCCAAUACUCAGCUUGAUCUAUCCGCAUCUUCCUUUCCCAGCCUCAACAACAGCAGCCUGCAAUCACAGGGUCACAGUGUGGGGUCCAGUGCCUGGCAGACUGGGCCACCUCAGAACGAACAGGCGCAAAGACAGCAAAUGCAAGCCUCGCGAACUCACAUUUCUUCUCGACAGCAACCGGUGAAUGCCAGUCGAGACGGCUUCUACCCUACUGAUACCUACUCAAGGAAUGCUCCAAUGGAGUUCUCGGAUUCUUCCCAGCCCGUACGACGAACAAGUCAAGCCCCAAGUGGACCUCCUGGAUUUACGCAGCGACAACCAACUCAACCGGGGGACAGCACGCCUGGUGACCCCAGCAGAGUUACUUCGCCGUCCGGGCAGACACAAAUUUCUCGGUCACCCAUAUCCCAGAGUAUCAACGCGGCCAUAGGCCAUGAGAGAUUCUUAGGACAAGAUGCACGGACGCAAUUACAGGAUUCACCGUCCCAGUCGUUAGGAUUGCAACCGCGGGAUAUGUUCGCAGAUCGGGAAAUUGGUACUAGAGCCGACCACGAGUCCAUCUUCGCGGGAAUGAGUGAAAAAGACAAGUUCGGGAUGAAAGGUUACGUUGCAGAACAGGACAAUGCCAGUCCAGCAGCAAGAAGUUUGAUGCGGGGAGUGGACCUGUCAACGCUCGGCAUCAACAUGGGCUCGCAGGAACCCUUGCUAUCGUCUUAUCCAGGACCGUGGGCCGAACCCAAUGCGACACCGUUGCGGCCAUUGGAUUCGGAGUACACCAUUCCCGACUGCUACACGGUUAAGAAAAUAGCACCACUGUCAACUCGGAUUACUGGCUUUGUGGACGAAACGCUAUUCUUCAUCUUCUACACCAUGCCUCGGGAUUACAUACAAAUGCUGGUGGCUCAAGAGUUAGUCGCGCGCAAGUGGCGGUACCACAUGCGGGAGAAGCAAUGGCUCACCAGGGACGACGCGUCACCUAGUCCAGUAUUACUGGACGACAAAGUGAGCGAGCAAGGCUACUACAUCUGGUGGGACACCAAACUCUGGAAGAAGGUCCGACGCAUUUACACGUUGAGAUAUGAGGACCUAGAAGAACAACCGAGCAUGGGCAACCGGCCAAUCCAUGCAGGCGUCAUGGGCGCCAUAUCAGGGAACAUCAACGGAGGAAUGGGUGUUGGCAAUUUCAAUGCCGUGCCUAGCCUGGAGAGAAUGGCCGCCACUGGGCGAGGAUUCUAA